AUGUUAGAGGUGCAGGAGUUGUUCAAAAGCGCCAACAAAUUGUCUCGAUCUGAGAAAGCGUUGAUUCUUGGAUUUCUGGCGGGCAACAAAGAGAACCCGUUUCCACAUAUGGGUAAUCGAAUUUCAAUUCGCCUAAGCGAAAACGAAGAAAGUUACACUUGUCCUGAUGGACAAGUACGCCAGGUAAUCGUGGAGACUCUGCUUCAAAUGGACUACGAAACGGGCUUGUGCAAGAAGCUGAAGAAAGUGAAAUCUCAAGAACCUGAGAAAACGCCGAUUACUACUUGA
Molecule: messenger RNA, 288 nt
Organism: Soboliphyme baturini
Lineage: Eukaryota; Metazoa; Nematoda; Enoplea; Dioctophymatida; Soboliphymatidae
Source: the annotation of a GenBank genome assembly